AUGUCAAACUUUGCUGGAAGUGCUGUGGUUUCUUUCUUAAUUGCUGUUAUCGGUAUCGCUUUUGGACAGUUAAUCAAAAGUGAUUUGAUUGCAACUCGGCUUGGCACGAUUAUUGCUGGUGGUUUAAGUUCUGUUGUUUUUGUGUUUCUGCUCACAGCACUUUCAAACCUGGAAAUGGCCUUUUUGGGGUCUCAAGCGAAAGCUGGACUAGCUGAAGUGUCGGUUGCACUAAUAAUUUCCUUAUUAGUGUCUGCUUCGAUACAUCGCGUCGCUGUAACGGUAACUGAUGCUUCCUGGAGUUAG
Messenger RNA from Enterobius vermicularis (human pinworm), 303 nucleotides. NCBI's taxonomy places the organism in Eukaryota, Metazoa, Nematoda, Chromadorea, Rhabditida, Oxyuridae. The record is from the annotation of a GenBank genome assembly.